AGUUCUACGAACAAUGAAGCAUUUUUUUCCCUUGGUGCUCUUGGUUUUCUUGGGAACCGAAGCUACUGAGAGUGAACUUCCAUCGGAAAACUCGUCGAAAGGUUUUUCAGCAAAGCGCUCUCUCCCAAACCGACAGCUCUUGGUGGGCUAUUGGGGACAAAAUGCAAUCGGUACAAAAGUCAGCAGACCGUACUGGGAGAAAGACCUGCGCUACUUCUGCAAUCAACACAAGUUUGAUAUUUAUUUGGUUGCAUUUGUGCACCGGCUCUUUAGGGAUAACAGAAAUAGAGAUGGUUAUCCUGGGAUGAACUUCGCCCAUCACUGCAGUUAUGCCCCAGACUCCCAAAACCCUGACCUUUUCGAGUGCGCUACUAUCGGGGGCGGAAUCAGAGAUUGUCAGAAGCUAGGUAGGAAAAUGCUGAUAUCCCUUGGCGGGGAUACUUGUGACGGCAGCUUGGGGACUACUGAAAACGCCAAGAAACUUGCGUACUAUAUAUGGAAUCUGUUCCUGGGAGGCAAGGAUAUGGAGGACAAAAGGCCAUUUUUGUGGACCGUGAUGGAUGGUGUUGAUCUUGAUAUCGAGAUAGGAAGCCAUAGAUACUAUCCUGACUUUGUGCGUGAGAUGCGCCGUCUUAUGAACACAGAUCCCAGUAAACAGUAUCUAAUAACCGCGGCACCGCAGUGUCCAUUUCCUGAUAAGUGGAUGGGACCUCAAAUACAAGGAUCUGCACUGGAACAUUAUGGCCAAGAAUUUGACUACUUAUUCAUACAGUUCUACAACAAUUACUGCUACCCUGGAGACCAUUACUUUUUACCUGUAAUUGACACUUGGUUACAAUGGGCGCGAAGUGUUCCUAAUGGUCCGCUAAUUGUUCUUGGCCUGCCGGCUGGACCGCAAGCCGCUGGCAAACCACAUUACUAUUUCCCACCUGAUAAACUGGCUCACGUGUACAAGGUUGGGUGGACCUCUAACAAUCACGGAGGUGGAUAUGUGAGACUCGCCUUGGUUCCUGAGAGUCAGAAGGAUAGUCAUGAAGCUUACCUGAACAACGUACUGAAAGUUGUGUGUUAUGGACAUGAUCAGAGGCCAGGCAUGUUCCGCUUUGGUGACUGCAAGCAUCCAUGCAAUGCAAGGCCAGGAUGUCAGUACCAAUCAGACGUACUCGACAAUGAGCGAUACGAUACAACCAUUACCAUUCCCUUCAACCUUGCUGAUGGCAUCUACAUUCUACAAUACAAAGCUGCUAUAGGCAUCGAGCUAAAGCCCUACUACAACUGUGCGAAGCUUCGUGUCACAGGUGGUGAUCCCAGUCUGGAUUGUACCACAGAUAAGGCUCCACCUGUUGGACCAUGUAGACUGGGUCCACCAGGAGCUGGCCUCCCUCUUUCGAACCUCACCAAAGAUGCAAAACUUGGAGACUUCUGUUUCCAUCCAGAUAAGGUCGGUGCAAUUGAUGACCGUAUAAGGGAAGUGCCAAUCAACGUAGAUUGUGAUCCCAGGAUCACUUGUCAGGUGUCUGUGUCUCCAGCUGUUUGCAAGCACGAACUUGGCAUGGACAAAAUUGCUGAUGCUUGGGAUCCCAAGCAGCCCAACUGUGGUGUAGUCAAACCGCCCCCUCCACCUACUUGUGACGACGGGGUACAAAACCAGGGAGAACAUGCAAUCGAUUGCGGCGGUCCGAAUUGUAAAGCCUGUCCAGAUGUCGCUGAUACCGGUUACGAGGAGUACAUCGAACAUAUAAUCGACAAUGAAUGGUGCUCGGGAUACGUAGUCACAGUCCUCGCGAAGAUUAAGAGGUUUAUGAAUGGAAACUGGCAGGUGACGAUCUUCUACGAUUACCCACUGGAGAUUGUGUCGCACUGGAACGCCGUGCUCGUCUCCCACAACAAAUUUAAGACAAUCUACUCGUUUCAAGGAUUUGCGUGGAACCAGUAUCUGCAGAACGGAGAUUUUAUUGAGUUCGCUUUCGAAGGACAUUUUACUGAGCAGAGGUCAACACCAAAAACUCUCCUACUGGAAUGCUACCAGUGCCAGUCUUCCCCAAGUAGCCUAAGGGCAUUCGCAUUGAAACCGAAGACUUGCGAGUCCUUGGAUUGCCCCUCAGGUUUCCAAUGUGAGGAAAGGCGAAAAUCUCCAUGCACGGAAUAUCCGUGCACCCAAGCACGCUGUAUUCCUUCUUCAUUGAAGUGUAUGUCACUUAUUCAUAUUUGA
Molecule: messenger RNA, 2212 nt
Organism: Pocillopora damicornis (cauliflower coral)
Lineage: Eukaryota; Metazoa; Cnidaria; Anthozoa; Scleractinia; Pocilloporidae
Source: RefSeq, a predicted model, not a curated record